This is a messenger RNA of Eriocheir sinensis (Chinese mitten crab), 2346 nucleotides long. RefSeq lists its product as uncharacterized. NCBI's taxonomy places the organism in Eukaryota, Metazoa, Arthropoda, Malacostraca, Decapoda, Varunidae. Bases 83 to 1750 code for a protein of 555 amino acids. The record is from RefSeq and is a predicted model, not a curated record. The transcript has 7 exons.
CGGCUGCGGCUUCAGGAUUUUAACCAGGUUCUGCCCCUCGGUGUUCCUGUACCUGGUGUCCGUGGUGCCACCCAUCUGGCUCAUGGAAUUAGGACUCCAUGACCGCCGGGCCAACCCACCCAGCCCCUCACAGGCUGAAGAAGACGACAAGAGUGAGGAGUGGGUGCGGGUGCUGGAGCAAGUCAUGCUGGUGAUGCUACUGGUGGGCCGCUGGCUACUGCCAAAAGGCAAGCUGACACGAGAGCAGCUUUCCCAACUCCUGCUGGCAUACAUGGCAAUGGCUGCUGAUGCUAUUGAGCUAUUUGAGUGCUUAAAGGAGGAUGUAGUCACCAGGAAGAAGGAGCUGGUAUAUGCAACACUGGCCAUCUGGUCGUGGUCGCUGCUUCAGUUCACCCUCGUGCUGAGCGCCACCCACGCCCCCAAGCAACGGCCAUCCAUCAACUACCCUCCACCGCAGGAGGUCAUCAUCCUGGAUAGGGACCUCCUGAGGGACCAUCAGGGCAGGCGUGGUACUAAGACCACCUGCACCUACAAUAUGAACAUGUACCUGGACAUGGACAUUGUGGCAAUCCUUACCACCAUCUUCAUGCAGGACGGACCCUUCGUCCUUCUCAGAAUGACUCUUAUCUUUGGCUACAAGGUUGUCAGUCACCUCAACAUAUUCUUCACCUGCAAGAACACCCUGGUUUUAUCCCUUCAGCUCUACCGCCUCUUUGUUCUCUGCUCCCGGAAACGCGUCCUCAACAAGAGAAGGAAGGAACUACUCAGUGAGCUGAAUUCCCCCACAGAAGGGAGUGAAGAGGAGGAGGAAAAGGAAGAGGAGGCAGUAGAGGAGAAUUUCCAAGUUAAAAACACAAACCACCUUCUGCCACCACCAUCACCUCCACCACCAUCACCUCCACCACCACCACCUCCACCACCUCUACUACUGGAACCUCUGAUAGAUGGCAUUCUGGAGGAAUCCCUGCUGGAAAUAAUAGAACAAGUAGGAGAGGAAAAUAUUGUAAAAGAACUUGAAAAUCUAGUGUCACUAAAUGCAGAAAAAGUAAAACCGAUGAAUUCUGCUUCUGACCCAAGGGAUGCCAGAGAGCGAAGGUUACUGCAGAUGCAAAGAACUGCAGAGUUUGAACAAAGCAUGGAGGAUAAUCUCUUUCUGCCAGACCCAGGAUUUCAAAACACCCCAGGUUUUCCAGCCUUCCCUGGCAGGAGUUCAAAAAAGUUAUUGAACAGGGUCCAGCAGGAGACUGUAGCACGAGCAGAAGACCUACCAAGCUGCUGUGAGGUCAGUGACUGCCCCAGCUUCAGUGACACAGACCAGGGCAAUGACAAAUUCUUUGAUCAGCAAGGUGUUAGUGCAUCCUCCACUAGCCUUGCUGAGCCCUUCUCCAAUGAGCCACCACGGUCACGCUGGCCUCUUCUGCGGGAACAGUACCUGCCCCACCACCAGCAGGGCCAGAAAGGCGCCUCUGUCCCCUCUGGACUAUACAGGGACCCCAGGAGAAAGAUCUCUCAGAUAUGUGCCAAUCCACCCUUCCAACACCACCCCUCCUUCAGCCCCGAGCCUCAUCGUCGCAUGAAGCGGAGGCCAGACUCCAGAUGUAAGAAUGGCAGCACAAGGAGUCUGCAUCUGGGCCAAGUGAUGCCUCCAGCCUGGGACUCUUCCCUCCACCGCCACAGCUCCUUCAUCCAGCCCUCUAGGUACACAGGCAUCUCGGAGUCUGAUGCCGACACAAUGGAGACCAAUGUGUAGCUGUGGAUAGCUGUCUUCCAGGUAGAAAUUGAUACUGAUGUUCAUUUUGCAUCUGCCUAGAUAUAGUUCUGAUAUCCUGUGCCUUCACCCUUUGAGGGGGUGAGUAGAUACAGCAGGACAAAUCAAAUAUACACUUCACCCCAAGCCCAGGGGUAAAUAAAAAAAAAGUACCAGAGUAAUCUUUAAGGAAAUGAUGGGAAGUAUUUAAUAGCAGCAAACCCUGUAUUCAAGUAUGUUAAAUGUCCUUUUUUUUCUCAUUUGCCCUCAAAGGCCCUGUGGGGUGCUUUUACUUGUUGACUACACUUAGUUCCUUUACUUCCAUAAGUCUGACGCCAGUUCUCCAUAGGUAUUAUGCCAGGGUGUGCCACGGGGAGUAGGGCUACAAACAUUGUUAAAUACAGGAUGGCGACCAAAACUCCAUCCAUUAACUAAUUCCACGGAGAUUUUAGUCAUGAAAAUCUAAUAGUUUCCCAUUGUUUUUGCCCUAAGCUUCAAGAGUAUGUAUGUUCUUGUUCUUCCUUCGAGUCAGGUGUCUGGCUAUGAAAAUAAGCUUUUGAAAUAUUUUCUGGUAUAUAUGAUUGAAAGAGGACGAUGUA